Messenger RNA from Vicia villosa (hairy vetch), 2430 nucleotides. RefSeq lists its product as uncharacterized. Lineage: Eukaryota; Viridiplantae; Streptophyta; Magnoliopsida; Fabales; Fabaceae. Bases 1 to 2430 code for a protein of 809 amino acids. The record is from RefSeq and is a predicted model, not a curated record. The transcript is spliced from 3 exons.
AUGGACGAACCGACUGACCCUAGGCUUAAAAACCCUGCUAUGUUCCAAAGCCCUAGUAAGACAACUGAGGAGGAAAGUAGACCCAAGGAUAAACCAAGUAAUCCGAAAGAGAAAGAGGACAAGGAAAGCGAGAUGGAGGAAAAGGAAGCGCCAUACAUACCUCCACCACCUUAUAAACCACCUAUCCCGUACCCUCAAAGGUUCGAGAAAUCUAAAAACAUAGGGCAGUUUAAGAAAUUUGUCGAACUUCUUAAACAAUUGAACAUUACAAUUCCGUUUACGGAAGCCAUUACCCAAAUGCCCUCAUAUGCUAAGUUCCUAAAAGAAAUCCUAUCGAAUAAGAAGAAAUUAGAAGACAACGAGACUGUAACACUCACUGCCGAAUACCGAUCUGUCAAGUAUCCUGUAGUUGUUCUUGAAAACGUACCCGUCCGCAUCGGACAAUUCUACAUCCCUACGGAUUUCAUAAUUAAGGACAUAAAAGAAGACGUCAAUACUCCUAUAAUCUUAGGAAGACCUUUUCUAGCUACCUCUGGAGCCAUUAUAGACGUAAAGAAAGGCAAGUUGACAUUCGAAGUAGGUGAGGAGAAGGUCGAGUUUAUCUUAACACAAUUCCUUCAAGCCCCAGUUAUAGAAGAUACAUGUUACCUGGUGGAUGUUAUUGAUGAUUGUGUAAGAGAGAUAGGAUUAUCAGAAGAAUCUUACUCUAAAGUUAUUAAGAUUCCGAUACCCCUGAUUUUCGAAGAUGACAAUUGGCGUCCGAAAUAUCAAGAAGAUAGUUUAAGCGAAUGCUUAGCAUUAACACCCAACCCUAUGCCUUGCCCAAAGAAACCAGCCUUGGACCUUAAACCAUUACCCAAGACUCUUAGGUAUGAAUACCUAGAUGAUGAGCUCAAAAAACCAGUAAUAGUCAACGCAGAGCUAGGAGCCACAGAGACCGAGAAGCUAUUACAAGUAUUAAGGAAGUAUCCAUCUGCGUUGGGAUAUAACAUUGCUGAUCUGAAAGGAAUAAGUCCUUCCAUAUGCAUGCAUCGCAUCAUGUUGGAAGAAGAUUGCAAAACCUCUAGGGAACAUCAAAGAAGGAUUAACCCUAUCCUAAGAACAGUAGUUAAAGAUGAAGUUACCAAACUUCUGAAUGCCAGAAUUAUAUAUCCAAUCUCCGAUAGUCAUUGGAGAUGCAUGAUGUCAAUUUUUGCUAACUACAUUGACAACAUCAUGGAGGUCUUUAUGGACGACUUCUCUGUGUGUGGGGAGGAUUUCGAAGGAUGCCUCUCAAAUCUAGAAAAAGUUUUGGACCGAUGUGUACAAGUUAACCUCGUCCUAAACUGGGAAAAGUGUCACUUUAUGGUUAAACAAGGGAUUGUACUUGGACAUGUAGUCUCCAAAAGAGGGAUUGAAGUCGAUAAAGCAAAGAUCGAAGUAAUAGAAAACCUCCAACCCCCAAAAACAGUUAGAGAGAUACGGAACUUCUUAGGACACGCAGGUUUCUACUGCAGAUUUAUAAAGGAUUUUUCUAAGAUCUCUAAACCUCUGACCAGCCUCUUAAUGAAAGACGUUGAGUUCAAUUUCAACGGUGAAUGUUUAGAAGCCUUUGAAGUACUAAAGACAACCCUUAUAUCUGCACCCAUAAUGCAACCACCCGACUGGAAUUUACCGUUCAAAAUUAUUUGUGAUGCAAGCGACUAUGCUGUAGGAGCAGUCUUAGGCCAAAGGAAAGAUAAGAAACUCCACGCAACAUACUAUGCAAGUAGGACCUUAGACCGUGCGCAAAUGAAUUACGCCACAACCGAAAAGGAACUCUUGGUCGUGGUCUUCGCGUUAGAUAAGUUUCGUUCCUAUCUGAUAGGAGCAAAGAUAAUAGUUUAUACUGACCAUGCAGCCAUUAGGUAUCUACUAGCUAAAAAAGAUGCAAAACCUAGACUAUUAAGGUGGAUCCUACUACUACAAGAAUUUGAUUUGGAAAUCAAAGAUAAAAAGGGAACCGAAAAUGUAGUAGCCAACCAUUUAUCUAGGAUGGAAGGUAUUAAAAUAGAAGAAACACCAAUCAACAAUGAUUUCCCUUAUGAACGCUUAAUAGCACAUUUAGAAUCCGAAAGCGACACAUUGGAGCAACCUAAAGCGCAAACCGUUAAGACACUAAGCACCGGAACCACACUGCCAUGGUAUGCUGAUUUUGUCAACUACUUAGCAGCGAGAGUGCUUCCGCCUGACAUGACCUAUCAACAAAAGAAGAAGUUCUUCCAUGACCUUAAACAGUAUUAUUGGGAUGAACCCUCGCUAUUUAAGAGAGGCUCCGAUGGGAUAUUCCGCCGAUGUGUUCCGGAAGAAGAGAUAGAAAGUAUAAUACAUCAUUGCCAUGAUACCCCCUAUGGUGGGCAUGCAAGCAUAUCAAAGGCAUGCGCUAAGAUUCUGCAAGCCGGUCUCUUUUAG